Molecule: messenger RNA, 702 nt
Organism: Gossypium raimondii (Peruvian cotton)
Lineage: Eukaryota; Viridiplantae; Streptophyta; Magnoliopsida; Malvales; Malvaceae
Exons: 1
Coding region: 77-589 (170 amino acids)
Source: RefSeq, a predicted model, not a curated record
CUUCUAUAUAUGUAAACAUAUGUGGAACAGCAAUGGAAGAAACAAGGGAAGGAAGUGAAAAGAGAAGGUGAGAAAAAUGGGUUGUUUCUUCAUAUGUUCACCAAAAUUUCUCUUCUUUUACCUUUUAAUUGUUCAAUCGUUUGUCUCAGAGACAAUCUCCUUUGAAGACAAUAAGCCAACAGCCUAUGAAGUUCUCAUGGAUUUCAACUUCCCUGCUGGUCUUCUCCCAGCAGGUGUUACUGGCUAUGAUCUAGACCCUAUAACAGGUGAAUUCUCAGCUUUCUUGAAUGGUACUUGUACCUUUACGCUUCAAAGGACUUAUAAAUUGAGAUACAAGAAUACCAUUAGAGGGUAUAUUUCAAAUGGGAAGCUUGCAAGAUUGGAAGGUAUAAGUGUGAAGUUCCUUUUCUUCUGGGUUAAUGUUGUUGAAGUGUCAAGGAAUGGGGAUGAGCUUGAAUUCUCAGUAGGGAUUGCUGGUGCUGGUUUUCCUAUGGAUAGUUUUGAAGACAGCCCUCAGUGUGAAUGUAAGCUUAUAUGCAAUGAUCAGAAAGUAAGGAAGAUUAGGGAAAUCCCUUUUGUUUCUGCUUGAUUAGAACCCAAGUUUGAAAUGAGGGGAUAAUUUGAUGUAUUGAACUCUGUCACAUGAAUUUUAUUGGUGUUCUUGCUCAAUGGAAUGAAUGAAUGAUGGCUUAUUUUGUUAAA